AUGCGUCGCUCGAGGACUGUGGAAGGUGGCACCACCGCCGACGAAAACAGCGCCGCCGUCGCUACGGCGACUCCCAACAGUCGCGUCAGCUCGAAGCGCGAGCGCUGGUCGUUUGCAAUCAAGCGUCGCUGGUUUUCCUCGUCGACGUCGCGAGCCGCUAGCCACGACCAGGAAGCAGCGGCAAUCACUAUACCUGCCAGGACCACUCUUGGAGUCGGCAACUUAUCAGCACAAAGUUUAUCCCACAGCUGACUUUUAUUGUUAGCACGCAGCCAACUUUUUAGUUUAAUCUUCCAAAACCAGGAAAAUGAAAAUCAAACCUCAAAAAAAAAACACAAUUCUCACGUUAAAAAAAGACACAAAUUUUUAUUGCAGCUGAUUCGUCGGGAAGUUUACCUGACCGGCCCGAUGACUCUUCUUCCUCUUCAUCCGGAGUUUCCAAAAGGAAAUCUUUGAGGUACGCUGUUCCUUCCGUACAGAAAAAUCCCAACUUUUUCCAAUUACGAUUCCAAAUCUUUUCAUCGAUUCCUAUAGAAGUCCUGAGCUUUCGAUUGUUUUCAAAUGUCGAAAAAUUUUCUUUCUUAUACCUCCGCCAAGUUCCCUUACGCAAUCUGUCGAGUUUGAAGAAAUACGAUCAUUUCUGGUUAUUGAGAAGAUUCACCAGAGUUUUUUUCUUACUUCUUCUUUUUUUUUUAUGAUGAACGAUCUUUGAUGUCAAAUUAUGAAAACUAUUUGUAUUCUUUCUUUUUUUCAUUCAGCCGGUUCCCUAGUUCAUAGCGACUGAUUUCUAUUUUUCCUCAUUCGAGACGCGGAGUCCUUCGAAUGAACCUUCAAGAGAGAGAAAAGAAAACAUUGUUGCUUAAUUACUUCGAGUCAAUCAGUAGCUUCCCUUGCCAGAGGGGCAGAAGCUCCACAGACGUGAAAGAAAAUGGCGAAGGGGAAAUGAGCUGGAGGAGCUCAUUUGUUCCUUUCUGGAAGAAUUCCUCCCAUCUCCUUCUUCGCUUUUCCUUUUUCAUACUUCCCACAUCGCUUCUUGAAACUCGAGCUCUAUGAAGUUCUCAUUUCAGUUUAUUCUCUCUUGGUCCAAAUCAUGAAGGCAGGCUUGGCAUAGAUAUGCGAGUCUAGAUAAAUUGAAUUACCGUUAAAACAUGAAAUUCUGGUAUUAAAAUUUUUUUUUUGUCAACUUUUUUCUAUUCGAACGCAUAAAAACCGAUAUUUUUCGAGCUUUUCGAACGACCCGAAUAAUGUGUGUUUUGAAAAAUGAGAUGUUUUUUUUUAUAGAAUGGAAACUAGAGGAUAAUUCUUUGUAGUUCACUUUAAAUUAUGAUCUAUUUUGCUGGUAAUUUUUUUGUUUUCCCUGUUAUCUUUUUUAAGUUCACUUUCGCUAACAAAUUUUUCCUAGAAAAAAUAGGUUACUGAUUUCGAAAGUGAGGCUUUCGUCACUUUUUUAAAACUAUACAAUGGUUUGCGAAUCCAUGAACGGACGACAAGAAAGUUUGUUUCCUUGCAAUAAGAACCCUCUCAUAGUUCGCAACGCUUUUUUUUCGACUUGAAAGAAUGAUGCAAUGAACUUUUUUUUUGGAGCGAUAUGCCUUGAAAAAAUCGUUCUAUCGAGUAGGAUUCCGAAAAUUGGAGGAUUCGGGCCUACUGCGGCGCUCUGUGUGCCUGCCACUUUAUUCCAUAACUUAUUUGACGCGGCGCCGCUGGCUCAGCCCUCCACGCGGCUCCCACUCUUCUUUGCCCACAAGCGGAUUACGCUUUCAAAAUUGAAUAUAUCUUGAUGCGCGUCGCGCCUCCUCGCCUUCUUCGUCGUCCUUCUGCCAAACUUCUUCCCAUUUUUUCGUCUGGUUUUUUUACGAUUCACAGAAGUCAAAUGUUUCCUUUUGCUAGUCAAAUCACUCCUAGUUAUUUUUUAGAUUCAAUGGAAAUAAUAUUUCCUUUCUGUCUAUAGAUCGGAGGUUUUUUAUUUGGUCGUAUGGAUUUUCGUUAAGUGUGCUCUUUGGGUCGAGGAAUUUUAUUUUUUUGGUUGAAUUUGUCAUUUUUUUGAAAUCUCCGAGUUUUUGUGUUGUGAGAUUUUUGUAUAUAAAAGAAAGUAAAGUCAAAUUUUUUUAUUAAACAUCUUAUUCCUCUAUCUGUUCAUAGUUUUUAAAGAAAAAAAUUGAAUUAUUUGAGGCUAUAGCGUUUUAGUGGUUCCUAGCCAAUCUUUUACCCUCUUUUAUAUCUUCGUCUCAUUUCUCUUUAAUUUGGAGCUCCGAAUUCGAAUUUUUUUUUCUUCUCUCUUUUCUUUUAGCUUUCCUUUUUUUAAAUUCUUUUUGCCAAUGGUUUUCUCUUAUCAUUGAGAUUAAUUACGUUAGCAGAUCUAUAAUAAUCUAAAAUAGCUCUCAAAAAUUAGAGAGAGAAAAAUAAGCCUUUGACGUCAUGAAAAAUUUCCGUUUGACGACAGAAAUUUUCAAAUUUCUGCAUUUUACGUCUUUUUUCAACGAUGUCCCAAUUUUCAUUAGAUUUGACUUCCGUCAACUUUUCAAUUCAUUGAAGCUAGUAGUACUUUAUUUUUUUUUAAGAACAACUGUUCUCUGAAAACGAGGAGGCAAACUUGAAGAAUGGAUGAAAUAUAUUUCGUUUUUUUUUCUGAAGGAAUGCUUUGAGUCAAACGUGGAGAAAUUCAAUUAUCGCACAGUCUGUUUGUGACAUGUUGACAGCUAUUCUAGUUGCUAUAGUUGUAUUCUCUUGACUAUCAGAGUCAUGUUUUUAUUCUUUUCGUUUUUUCAAACAAAAAGAAUCAAAAUGAGAAAGAAUAUUAAACAGAUCCACAUACAUCAGUGUUUAUGACGUCAUCCCGUACCAACUACGUUGAAAUGAAGAUGUUGAAAUGAACGCCGCCGCCGCGACUUUUUUUCUUUUUUGUCUGUUUUGUGUCAACGAUCUUUCUUCGUUUUUUGUACACGACUUUCGGUCGCUCCUUGCUGUCUGCGGCUGAUUCUGGCGUUUUCGUUCUGUAAAAACGAGAAAAACUUGAUUUUCAUUGCCGCCCCGCUAGAUCAAUUAGUUCUCGUAUGUUUUUCGAAUCGAUCUUUUCGAAAAGCCGUUGAUAAUAUUCUUACUCAUGUACUGCGCCGAUUUUUCUUCUAGAUUCAAAGAAAAAGCCCAGAAAAUCUGGUAGGUUAUUUUUUAAAUUGAUUAUAUAUAACUGAGUGUACGAAUAACUUUUCCUUUUUCUAGUUUUCUGUUUUAAUAUUGAAUUAUUUUUUAUAUCUAGUCUGAUAUAUGAUAUCAAAUUUCAAAAUCUAUGAUGAGUACGCGAGAACGUUGUUCUUGAGGAAAAGACAAUUUCAACGUAAUUUCGACUAUAUAAUAUUUUUUUCUUUUCUGGAAAGUUGUGUAAUCGGGAAAAAAAAGGGUUUUCUAGAAGCAUUCCACCUUGUUUUUCAAGGGUUUUUGCAAGCCUAAUAGCCGCAUAAGACAUAAACAGACUAGUUCGAACCUCAUUUAAUUCAGGAGGCUGAAAAUUAGCUCUUUUUAAUUAUUUUUUUAUUAGAAUACCGAAAUGGUUUAUGCAUGGUAGGAAAGAAGAGUUUCUAAUCAUUGGAGUUUGCGUAUUUUGAGUUUUUGGCGUAAAUAAACGGCCGAAGAGUAAUGGGAAUUGGAGGUCUCUGCUGGUUUUGUCAAUGUGUUCGAAACGAAUAUCGUUGGAAACACGAUGACAGCCCAACCGAAUUUGCAUUCUCGCUCUUCAAUGUUUUUCGUCCUUUUUUCCUACCCGUUCUGAACGUUUCCUAAUACUGAGAAGCUUUUUCAGUGGUUUUCGAACGCGUUUGAAGGAUCGAAUUUCAUCCUCAGUUUUUUGAAUCUUGAGCCGGCUGAGCAGUUAACAAUGAUUGGGGUCAGAAGAGCUAUUUUUGCUGAGCUUGUCGACAAAAAAUUCCUUCCUUUCACUGAAUUGGUUUUCUGAACCUUUUAGGCCUUCCAUAUCAUCGUUCUUAUCAAAAGUUUACUUCUUUGAAAAUCUCAAUUCUUCGAGAUCAAUCAUGAAACAAGGGUUUUUUAAAAAUUUGAUUGGCUCUGAUCACAAUACUAAAUUUGUAAAACAUAAUUUUUGAUCCUCAUUAACGAAUUUCUCAAACAGGAUCACAGGCUCUUUUUUUUAAAUCGUACUUCAUCUUCCGUCCUUAUACGUAAAGAGUAUGAAGGAAGUUUAAAACGGGUGAAAAGACGAGAAACUUGACGGUUUUUCUCAAGGAGAAAAAAAAUUUCGAGCCUUUUCUCUGCGUGUAUUUUUUAUACGUAGGCGUGAGCGUGUGUGUUGCCGCGAGAAAUGCAAGAAUCGAUCGUAGGACGUGAGGUGGGGGAGCCGGUGGAAGAAGAAGUGGAAAGAAAAAGAAGGCGAGAGAGAAGUUUGUGCGCAGAAGCGGCGACGGGCCAGACACAGAAAAGAAGUUGGCAAUCAUGUUGGGGAAGGUUUCCAGGCUUUCGGCUCAACUUAAUUGUUCCAUUCGCGGGCUCUUCUCGGUAGAGCAUGGUUCCAUCGUCGAUGGCAGCUGUUGUUUCGUUGACAAGAGUAGAAACGGAUUGACAGAGCAAAUUAAUCAAUUAGUGUUGUUCAAAUGAUUUGCAAAUUUAAACCCAAAAGAUUGAAUUUUUUUUUCAGUACAUAUCAUUUCUCAUUCAUACGAUACAAGCCUUCAAGAAAAAAGGACCCAUGGAGAAUUUCCAGGAUAGUGCUUCAAAAAAAAAGUAGGCAAUUAUCUCCUAAUUAGAUUCUUUGCAUGACGUAUAUUUUCAAAAAGAAGCGCGAAAAAAAAGAAGCCAUUGUUUCUUUUAUUUCUUCGUUUCGCCUCGUUUUCAAUAUGGUUGCCGUGAAAGUUGGUUGACACAUAAAAUAGGAGCGCCUGAAUCUUUUUUUUUCUAUUUUUCGUGAGCUUCCGCUCAUAUCCUUGUGGCUUAGUUCUCGCUUCGCUUGUAGUUACUUAUAAUAUUUUGUUUUUGUCGCACCUCAUAUACUUUUCGCAUCUAAAAAUAUUUGUCUCGAUGAAAAGUAAAUUUUCCCAUUUUCUAAAAUUUAGAUAAUAUUUACAUAACACAGAACUUUCCUUCUCAACUCAAGUUUCCUUGCGAGCUCGGGGCUUUCUACUUCCUUCUUAUUGGAUAUACUCUUGACACUUUCCCACGGGUUUUUUUCUUGCAAAACUCCAAACAAACCGUUGACUAAGAAGGUCUCUCAAGAUAUAAUGUUUCCUUAAAGCUUUUGCUAUUCCUACCUGAUUUAAAUAAUCACUUUUUUUUCAAACUCUCUUCGAGUAGUUUUUGUUGGUUUCUUCUUUUUUUCAUCUGAAAGAUAAAAAAAAGUAUUUUUGUGAAUAUUUUAGCUUCAAAAUUCUUUUUCAGGCGUAUUUUUCGCGAAUUCGAACAAGGAGCGAAGUCGGCAGCCAGCAGCUCACUCGGCGCCUUCCAACUCAGCUCCAACCUCGAUCAACGGCCCUGUACUGUUUCCUCGACUUUUUUGAAUAUUUUCCUUCUUAUAAUAUUGUCACAGUUUGUCUGCAAGACUCAUUCAAUCCAUAAGCCGGAGAAAAAAUUUAAAAAAUUAGAAUUACUCUAUUUUUGGAAAAAAAAAACAUUGCUGAAGUUUUGGAAGCUUUGGUUACUAGCUCUCAGCUUUUUUGAAAAUUUAAAAAAAAUUUGAUAUUGGUCAGGAAAUGUAGGUGAUACCGGAAUCAAAAAAAUGCUUCGAAAUUUUUAGACAGCAGUUCAGCUUAUCUACGUUUAAAACUUCAUUUAUUUUACGAUUUGAGAGGUUUUUAGAUCGGCGCUGAGAAAUCAGUUGGAAGUCAUUAAUUAAUUUCGAGCUAUGUCCAAAAAGUAACAUUCAAAAUGCAAAUCAAAGAAAGCGAAUUGAACUGAAUACGGGGCUUCAGGUGGCAUCGUCGCCGCUGGGUGUGCUUUCUUCGGGAGAAGAGUCUUCGCAGCCGUUGAACGCCUCGGAAGCCGCGUCCGCAGCGACUUGCGCGGUCCCGUCGACGUCCUCCGCCUCGGUGCUGCCGCAGAGUGGCGUCGCCUUCGAAGAAACCGACGCCGAGAGUCUUCCGCCGCCCAUGCAGAACAUCACCCUCAACACCAUGGUAAUCGAAUAUCCGUCAUCUCAAUUGUAUUUAGAAAAAGUCUUUAUUGAUAAUCUUUUUUGAAUUUUCAACUCUCGCUUGGGCGCCCUUUUUCAAUCUCUACAUAUUUCGAAGUCAGUUUUCAGUUUUCGAGUGAGGAGCAUGUCUAACUAAGAAAAAAGUGUAUAUAUUGAAACUCAAAUAGCCUCAUCUAGUCAAUGCUACCCAUGUUAUUCGAAUCAUCAGCAUUUCCGAGACGCUGAAAAAAACUGAUAGUUCCUAGAGUUUUUUGGAAAAAAGCAUAGAAAUUAUGAAUUUUAACGCAUUAGGCAAUUUUCAUCAUAUUAAUCAGUUUUCUUCUCAGAGUAAAGACUGUCCAUUUUACUAUAGUGAAAACUCCAAAAUCAACGUUGGAACUUGUCAUUUCUUUUUCAAGGUGGAUAGAUGGAGAAGGCGAGAGUUUCUUGUUGUUUUAAGGAUGGCUCUCAGGGCUUUUUCGCGCUUUUGUGCCGGGGGCUUUUAAGAGCAGCGAAGAGUGACGCCUUGAUGAAACGCAUUGUGUUGUGGGCGCGAAAACUUCUCAGUCCCAUUUUUUGCAAAACACCCGGAAAAUCUGCGCUUCUUGGGAUUUUCAAGUCGUAAACUUUUUCUUCUUGGGCAAUUUUUCUGGCAUUCAGUUUUCAUUGAUAGAUAGUAUGCUAGAAAGUUGUAUUUCGAUGUUUGUUUUUUGAUUAAAUUUCUUUUGGAGAGAUCAUGCUCAUUCAUAGUAUGUUGUUAUCCUUAGCGCAUUUCAAUAGUAGGAAAAAACAUCCGAUGGUUUUUUUUUACUAUGCAACGAAAUCUCACUUGAUGGCGUCCGCCUCUGAAUUUAUUAUCGCGAUUCGGAGCUUUCAUAGAUCUUUCGCUCUCGCUUCUAGGAGGUUUCGUAAUUAGUUUUUUUCUUUCUUUUCCCCCUAUAUUUCGUUGAAUUUUACGAGUUGAAAAUCUUUUUUCCUACAAACUAAAUUUUUAGGUGUGAUUUUUUGGAUGUUCAAGUGUUCGGAGAAGUAGGACCUCCGUUGACAAUUGCAAUGUGUUGGUUGUAGACGAUUAGGAAAAGGGUAGAAGAAAAGUGGGGGGAAAGGCGUAAUGAGAUUGUGCCGCUGCAGCAUUUGCGAGCAGUGUGUGCUGCUCAUAUUGGUUCCGAGCCCCAAGCUUUUUUUGCACAUUAUCCGGCUACUAACAACCCAUUUUUCGAGCUUUUCCUGAAAGAUAUUUCUGAAAUUGUAGACAGCAGGGUUCUUACGAAAAAAGUAAUACGAAGGAUUAACAAAAUUGAGAUAAGGGAUUUUUUUCGAGCUUCAAAAAGCUUUCAUAAGGGCUACGUCACCAAGAUAUGUUUCCAUCAAUUUCGAAACUUUUUUUCGCUUUCUUCGGUCGGUUGUAUUGACAUUUGGAGUUUUUUCUUCUCGCUUCUCACUUUUUUUACGCCAAUCAAGACUGGUUUCGUUUUGAUACCCAAUAAAAAAGUGGUAAAAACGGUUUUAUUUGUUCAGUUUUUUAAAAUAAAAACUCGUUCAAUAUUUUUAAUAUUUCAAAAUUUCAGGACGAAGAGAAAAACGACGAGGUUUUGCAAAACGAGGUCCCGACGCCCAUCGGAGACGAUCCCAAAGCGAUGCCGACACCAGUUGAAGAUCCUCCGACGGAAAAAGCCAAUGAGAAAACUCCAGAAGAGCUCGCUCGCUUCAAAAGACAGUAUGUUGUUAAAAUUAACAAUGUGAUUGACUUUUUAAAAGAAAUAUAUUCAAUUCUAAACUCACGGACUAAAACAGAGCGAUAUAGUCGUUUUGCCUCUUAUCAUUUUCAUAAAAUCAUCAAAUUUUUGUAAGAAUCUUUGAGGGUUAUAAAUAGCUCAUCCGCGCAAUUUUUCAUGAUAAUAUUCUAUCAUAUUCAAUUAGAAUUGAAACGGAGCUGAGGAAAAUCAAUCUUACUUCGCUUCUCAAAAGAUUGAGAGUCAAAGAGCUGUUACAGGUAUGUGCUGAUGGAGCUCGUGGAGACCGAGCAGGACUACGUCCGUGACCUCAACUCCGUCGUUGAAGGCUACAUUGGCAACCUGGAGAAGAUGGAUCUGCCACAGGACCUCGUCGGCAAAGACAAAAUCAUUUUCGCCAACAUCGGGCAGAUCCUCGACUUUCACAGGACGAGUUUCCUGGGAGAAAUCGAAAAGUGCCUUGAAAAUUACGAAGCUGCUGGUCUCGCUUUCGUUAAAUAUGUUCGUUUCUUUCUUAUUUGUUUUUCCUCUAGUAAUUUUUCCUUGUUUCCUCAUUUGUUUGCUCAGGAGCGGCGACUGCAUACCUUAUACGUGAAGUACUGCCAAAACAAGCCCAAGUCGGACUACCUGGUUUCUCAGGACGACUUCGAGCAGGUCAGAACUCCAGCUCUUUCUUGACACUCACAUCAGAUUCUUACAGUUCUUCGCGGAAACCAAGGCCAAACUCGGACACAAAGUAGCACUGUGUGACCUGUUGAUCAAGCCCGUGCAGAGGAUCAUGAAAUAUCAGCUGCUGCUCAAGGACAUUCUCAAGUUCACCGAAAGAGCGCAUGACAAGACGGACAACCUCAAAAAGGCGCUCCAGGUUUUUUUUUUCCCCUAAUUUGUGUGUUUUUCGUAGCUGCUUCUCGAUUUGUAUUUCAUUUCGUGAGAAAAUUGAUAACCUUGUUCAAACAGGAUUCUUGCAAAUAAUUGUACGACUCAGUUUUCAAUCUCAUGUUUUGCAUCGAUUACUUUGAGGUGAUGCACGUGGUACCCAAAGCCUGCGACGACAUGAUGCAGGUCGGACGUCUCCAGAACUUUGACGGCAACCUCAGCGCCCAGGGCAGGCUAAUUCAUCAGGUUCGAAUUAAGAACCAAGUAUGUCGAUGGUAGAAUAAUGUUUUCAGGGGACUCUGCAAAUAAGCGAUUCGACGGCCGGCACGGCGCAGAAGCCCAAAGAUAGGCGCAUUUUCUUGUUCGAGCAAUCCGCCAUCAUCGCCGAUCACAUUCCGCCCAAGAAAGAGUUCGGAAACCCUACCUACAUCUUCAAGAAUCAAAUCAUGGUGAGGAACCUUUUGCAUUCUUCAACAAGUAUAAAAAAGGGGUUUUGAAAAUUUUGAGUUAUAAAUUUUGGCCAUCAUUUAAAGAAGAGCGGCAAAUAAGGCUUAUUUCACAUAUUUUUUGAGUCGUGACUGGGAAAAUUUUAGUGGUAACUAUAGAGGUCCCUCAAGACUAUUUGAAAAAGGCACUAAAUUAGCCACUAAAACCACCUCCAUAAAAACCACUAGUUUCUAGCUCCUUAAGUGGCCACUCAUUUGACUAUUUUAGUGGCCACUAAAACGUCAAAAUCCUAUAGUGGCCACUAAAAAUUUUCCCAGGAGUUUAGAGUUUUGCGAGAGUGAAAACCUUUUGAAAAAAAUGUUGAAAACAAAUCAUUCUUCAGGCCGAAUUAACUAGUUCAUUUUUCCUCGGCUCUUCCAUUUAUAGAAGUUUUUAGUUUCCAAAAUCGAAAAAUAAAAGUUCAGGUUAACAAGAUGGUUUUCGACCCGAACGUCUCUGAGGAUCCCCUGCGCUUUGUGAUCAAAAGCUCGGAUCCGUCCCAACCGACAGCCUUCAUUGCUGUCGCGCAGACGCAAGAAGAAAAGGUUUGCUGCGCUUUUUCGAUUGAAAAAAACGUGAAAGUUUUCGUAAACUGCUAAAAAACAAACCAUUCAGCAAUCAUAAAAAAGGCGUCCGGAUAUCAAGUUAAAAACCACGGAUAUUAGAAAGUAUUACGGUAUAACCAGAACUGUGCGCUGGGCCGAGGGUGAUGGCUGAAUCGGCAUACCAUUGUCACGAACUUUUCAUCUCAUUUCAGAAUUUACAUCAUACAGUUUUUCUAAAUAACACAUUUUCGAUCACACUCCUCCAUAUAAAAAUUCUGUCGAGACAAAAAGGUUCGAAAAUUCGACCGCGUUGCAAAACUAUGGCCAGCCCGGCCGGCCCAGCGCACAGCUUUGGAUAUAGUGCUGCCUGUGAGAAAUCAUCUUUUUGAUUCAAAAAGUUGAUCUCAGAGAAAGUUUUUUUUUAAGUUGAAAAAGGAAAAAAAUGAGACGGUUUGAGGACGACUGGGUACGGAAGAUUGGUGAGCAGCUGGACCAACAGAAGCGACUUCUGGCGGCACUCGUCGAUCCGAAACGCUACAUGGGAGGUGGCGACGACGUCUCCUCCUCCAUGGGCAGCAUGUCCUUGUGAGUUUCUUUAAUCCCAACUUCCACGCUAGGCAAAGUCGGAAAGGUGGAAAAAGGCUCAUAGAAAUGUAAAAGAAAAAAUGAAAGGCUCGAUAAAGAGACCCUUUUUGUUGCCUUUCUGCGCCCUUUUUUAGCCCUUCUAGUGACCAUUAUCCACCAUUUCGACUUCGCCCGAGUAUUAAGUGAUCAUUUUUCAUUUCCUAGAUUUUUUAGCUUCGCUUCUUUGUAACCACUAGGUUUUUUUCAAGAAAUGUUUUCCCUGCUCAAUAAAAUCAUUUCAGAGGAGGCAACGAUAAGAAAACAUCGGCGCCAAGCCGAUUCGGAGGCUCGUCGGCGCCGAAGAGUGCCAAGGCGGAAUCGCCGAAAAAAGAGUCCAAAUCGAAGCUGUUUUCGUUUGGGAAGUCCAAGCCGUCGAGCAAGUCUCCGACGUCACCACCGCCACCGGUGGGCAAUCCGAAAUAAGCCGUAUCUCGUUCUCCUCUAGAUUUCAAGCUCUUUUAUCUAUUAAUAUGGCGUUUUUCCCGGUGACCGCGGCGUCCGCUCGUCUUGUUGUCUGUUUUCUUUCUUCUCGUCCUACGUCUCACGUCCUUGUUUCAAUUGGUCUGCUUUUCAGAUUUUUCAGAGUUUUUUUUUCAUUUAUUGCUCAAGGAGCGGAACCAACCUGUAUUUUCGACUUUUUGAAUUAGUCGGAGGAAACCUUGUUAAGAAUGAUAACUUCAAAUGGUUGGCGACGUGCAAUUGACUCACCCUUUUUUCUAGGUUUCGUACUAACCUUUUAUUUUUAGCUUUUAUCGCAUGUUCAUACCAAUUAUCUUCAACUUCUAGUCAUCAAACUUGUCUGGCUGAUUAUUGCACUGCAGCUCUUGAAGCUCUGGGUAGUUUUUUUUUUGAAAAAAAUAUUUUUGAUUUGUUGAACUUUCCUGAUCUUCUUUUGUAUGUUAUGUAUGACUGACCACUUCCUUCCUUCUUUCUUCCUUAUGUAUAAUGCUAGUUUUUUCUGUGUUGUUUUGAAGUUUUCCUUCAAAUGUUCAACUCAUUGGAAAUCCAUUGAUCUUGAAUUUUUACAUUGUCCAAGAGCUUCAAUUUCUUCGUUUUUGGCUAGUUUUAUUGAUCUAUGGUCUGGUUAUUUUCAGUGUUCACAUAUACGUUGCAGGUCGUUCAUUAUCUUUUUUCCUUACUCUUCUUUUCCAUUUCGUAACUUUUAUUACUCAAAGUUCUUAGUGUUCGCUGCUGGCGCUCAUAUAUGAAAACGAUUUUCCUGCGGGUUGGCUCUCAUUUUCGACGUCUAAAAGCAAUUUAAAGUUCUGGUGACAACGCUUUCAGAAUUUUGUGCCGAUGCGGCUCCGUCGACCGCCGUCGCUUGCUCUUUCUCAUAGAUUUUAUGUUAUUAACAUUAUUGCUCUUUGUUAUAUCAACGAAACUUCGCAACGUGUGAUUUUGAUUGGUAGUUCUGUAUGUAGGCCCUCUCGGUCUUUGCUUUGAUAUGUUGCUUUUGCGAACAUCUCAUUAUCAUAAAGAAACUUCUCUUUGUUGGUUUUCUCUUCGAAAUUAUCUUUCUGUUUUGUAUUCAACUAUGUGAUCUCUUCGGCGAGCACAUCAAUAAAAGGUAACGAUAAGUUGUUUUUUGCUCAGGAAAAAUUGUUGGUGUAUAUAAUGUAUAAUUUUUUUGAAAUGGUGUGGAUUAAUACAGUUAACAUUCUUUUCUGUAUUUGAUCCGAGAAGAUGGGUAUUGAGACGUUUCAAAAUGAUGUUUUAGCUUGAGCUUUUGGGGUAGGAUGGUAUACACAGAGGAGCCUUAACUGUUUCGGAAUGAGAUUUUCUUCUCGAACGGUCAGGCAGCUUCAACGAUCACAUGUGUACCAGAAAAGAUGAAAGUAAACCUAAAAAAAUUUGGAAAAAAAAAAGGAGAAAUAAAUAAAUUCAGUUACUCUGGGUAUCACGACACAAAAAAGUAUUGAUGGUCUUUUCAAGCAGUAAUAAAUUGAAUAAGAAAAUAUCUCAAAGAUAAUGGAUUUUUCAUUUAUCGGAUAUUAAUUCCGCAAGAUGAAUUUAUGAUUGAAAAUAAAUUUUUUUACAUCAAAAACAAGCAAAAUUAUUGAUAAUAGUUAAUUAAACAUAGGGCUGAUUAUGUCUGAAAAGUGACUGAUAAAUAAGAAAUCGUCUGUGUUCUGCGGUCACCGGGAGCUGAAAUCUUGUGGUCGAAACGAGAAACGAAGUUCUUUCUGUUCAGUUGGAAGCCGUCGCAGCGUGCGGCUACACAGGUCUUCGCAACGGAGAGCUCGACCUGGAGGAGGCCGAACAGGUGAAGAAUCAAGUUCUCGAAAAUAUUCAGUUGAUAAUAGUUAAGUAAUGGUGAAAACUACAAUAGUUGGAAAAAAAAAACAGUCGGAUUGGAAAGUCGGAGUCGUCAAACCAAGUUAACUUUCACUGGCUCAGGUGAAAAUUCUGAAAGUGCGCGACGGAUACGCAACAGUGGAACGGGAGGAUGGGAUGGUCGGCAAAGUGCCAAACUACUUCCUGGAACUCGCAGAUAUUCCCGGCGAGACCCUCGCUGACCAAAUACAGUAACCUUGAUGUCGUCCGAAGAUUUUCUGCAAUAGGCGUUUGAGGUAUCGCCGGAAUUGGUAUGCGACAGUGGAUGAGACAUCGCGCCACGUGUCGCCCGUCGGUCCUUUUGCCGAUGUCGGGGAUAUCUUUUCGGCUUCUGGCAGCGAACAGAAGCCCGUCGUCGUCGAAGACAUCGAAGAUCUGGAAGCCGUGGAAGGAGAAGCCGUUUCUCUGCAGCCUAUCAUUUCUUCUCGUGAGCUCUUUUUGGUUUGAAGUUCUUCGAAAAUCAGCCAAAUCGGUUUUUUUUUUCGGUUUUUGUGGAUGCUGGCGUUCAUUGUGAUUGGGUGAAGAUGGGAAAACUUAUCGAAUGAAAUAUUUUUCCCAGAGAUCAAAAUUAGUUAAUUUCACAUCUACGCUAGUUUUCUGGGAGACGUAGUCUAGAACAGCCUCAGCCCAAAACAAGAUCUAUUAUUGUCUUUUAAAAAUGAUGUCGUCUCAAAACCGCAAAAAGUUCUUUUUCUUACCUUUCUAUUACGUAUUUAUAGUCAAUCCUUCCCAACUUGAAAGGCGAGGGAAAGCGGGACGCGUAGCGUGCGCGUUCGCGGCUCUUGGCACAAACCCAAUUCAACCGCUAGUUAGUCUUUGGAGAGCUAGUUUGUCGCUCUCUUCAUUUCUUUUUUUAUUUUUUUAUUGAUUUUUUUCACUUGUGCAUUGAAAAAGUAGUUCAAUAGACUCAAAAAAACGGCGAACGAGCUUUUAAAAAAAGUGGCGCUUGAAUUGAGCUAGUGCCAAGAACCGCGAACGCACACGCUACGCAUUCCGCCCCCUGCCCCGCCUCCCUCGCCGGGAUGGAUUGACUAAGACUACUCAAAAAAAAAUUAGGCCAGGUUCAGGAGGUUUCACCAGUCUCAGCAAACUCUCAAAACUCUUUUUGCCUUUCUUAUUUCACGAAACAUAAAAUCAUUGAAAAUUUUCGUUUCGAUUGUUAAGAUAUGAAACUAUCUGCUCAGGUUCGGACUUCACCGUCGUGUGGCGCGGACCGGCCGUGGAAUCGAGAAGAGCUCGUAUUGAGGUGACGGUCUGAUUUAAAGCACCAAAGCUCUGGUUCAGGCUAACGGACUCGCGACAAGACUGACGCUCGACGCGGUCGCCGCCUGCGACGCCGGUCCCUACGCAGUCAUCGCUCGCAACGACUUUGGCGUCACCUCCAGCGUCGCCUUUCUCACUGUGCUCGUCGAGCCCAGUCAGCACAAUCCUCCAUGCUUUCGAAGAAUUUUUAUUUGAAGAGCAGCCACAAGGCGUUCGCUUCGAGGUGGUCGGACCCCGCGAAUUGCGACUCAAAUGGAUUCAAGAGUUGGAUGUUAAGUACUGUGUCGAGUACCGAAGUGACGGUGAGUGAUCAUUUGAGGAAAAAAACUCGUUUCCUUUUCAGUCGAUGAGGCGUUCGUGUGCGCUUCGAAAAACAUAGCCAAGUCGCACGUCGCGAUGCGAAACUUCCUUCGCGACGUCUACGAGUUCCGUGUGUUCGCUUACAACCGGCGACUGCGUAGUCCUGCCUCCGAGGUCGUCGCUGUCGACUUCUCGCGAACGUCAUGA
Messenger RNA from Caenorhabditis auriculariae, 14480 nucleotides. Lineage: Eukaryota; Metazoa; Nematoda; Chromadorea; Rhabditida; Rhabditidae. The record is from the annotation of a GenBank genome assembly.